Penaeus monodon (black tiger shrimp) is the source of this 3224-nucleotide messenger RNA. It is a transcript of the gene Lac, whose product is annotated as lachesin-like. NCBI's taxonomy places the organism in Eukaryota, Metazoa, Arthropoda, Malacostraca, Decapoda, Penaeidae. Bases 74 to 1132 code for a protein of 352 amino acids. Gene Ontology annotation, cellular component: neuron projection. The record is from RefSeq and is a predicted model, not a curated record. The transcript has 9 exons.
UCUCGCGAGUUCGUGUCAGUUGCCAUCGUGUGUUCACUCGUGUAGCAUCGCUUCCCUGGAACACCCUCACACCAUGAAGACUUUCGUGUUUCUCUACGUGUUAGCCACAGGCCUGGCCGUGCGGACGCCGUCGAUCAGCUGGAUCACGAAGGAGCAGGUGGUGGACAUCGGGUCGAGCGUGCAGCUGGAGUGCUCCGUGCAGUACGCCCAGGACUACCCCGUGCUGUGGGUCAAGCGGGGGACCCAGGGCGUGCAGGACCUGCCCAUCUCGAACGGCCCCUCGCUCAUCCUCAGGGACUCCAGGUACUCCCUCAGGCACGACGAAGGCUCCGCUACCUACAUCCUGCAGAUCAAGGACAUCCAGGAGAGCGACGGCGGGGAGUACAUGUGCCAGGUGCUCAUCGGCAUCAACAACCGCAUCACGGCCAACGUCGACCUGCUCGUCCGCCGCCCGCCCGUCAUCUCAGACAACUCCACCAGGUCCGUGGUAGCGAGCGAAAACGAGAGCGUGGAAUUGUCCUGCUACGCCGGCGGAAUGCCCAUCCCGGACAUCUCCUGGAGGAGGGAAAAUAAUGCUAUCCUGCCCACCGGGGGGUCGAUCUACAGAGGCAACGUGCUGCAGAUCGCCAACAUCCGCAAGGAGGACCGAGGCACCUACUACUGCAUCGCCGAGAACCAGGUGGGCCGCGGCGCCCGGAGGAACAUCAACGUCGAGGUUGAGUUCGCGCCCGUCGUCAAGGCCACGCGCCCCAGGGUCUACCAGGCUCUCCAAUACGACAUGGACCUGGAGUGCCACGUCGAGGCCUACCCCCCCGCGGCCAUCACCUGGAUCCACAAACAGGAGGCCAUCGUCAACAACCAACAUUACAGGGUGUCCCAGUUCGCCACGGCCGACGAGUACACAGACACGACCCUCCGCGUGUUGAGUAUCGAGAAGAGGCAGUUCGGUAACUACACCUGCAUGGCCACGAACAAGCUCGGUCAGUUCAGCGCCAGAGUAGAGCUCAUCGAGACCACCACGCCCGUGUGCCCGCCCGCGUGUGGCACCCUCACCUACUCUGCCGCCCACACGCCCUCGCCUUCCGCCCUGGCCAUCCUCGCUCUCUUUGCUGCUAUCUUCCUGAGGAUCUAAGGAGAGCACGUGGUCCCGAACAUCAGGUACCCCGGCGUCUUGCUCUACACCGCCGGCGGCGCAGGAGGGGGUGCCGCUUCGACCCUGCCUUCGAGGACGAGCUCUGCAGGAGUCGCUGUCGUCGUCCUGUUCGGCGUCCUGGCCAUCAGAUUGGGGGUUUGAUUGGGGCUCGACUGGGGGUUUGAUUGAGGAUGGGGGGAGGGGAGGGAGGGGGAGAGAGGGUUGAGAGAGGAGGAGGUAAAAGACGGAGAAGAUGAGAAAGGAAGUGCAGGAAGAGCAAGAAGUGGAUGGAGAGGGAGAAGAGUGUGUUGGAGGAGAAGGAGGAAGAUGGUUAGUGAUGGUGAUGAAGGAGUUAGAGGAGGAGGAAGAAAUAAACGAUUGGUGAUAAGAUAAGAGAAGAUUGAUGAUGACGGUGGAGACUGAGAAGAAAUGAGGAUUCCAUCACAUUCCUGUCAUUGCCAUUUUAUAUACACACAUAUAUCUAUGUAUGUUCUAUAUAUAUAUAGAAGAAAGGUAGACUAAGAAGACUAAAGUGUUUCUUUCCUUUUGAUUUUGAUUAACAUCAUUUUUUUUCUAUUUAAACUUUCCGUUGGAAUUUCUUGAUCAACCUCUCAUUGUCACAAUGCAUGCUGACGUGUGAUUCAGAUGAAGGCACUUUUUUACCGACUAGACACUUUUUUGCUAUUGCAUUUCAGUAUGUGUGAGAAUCAUAGGAACUAAUAAUUUCUUCAUAUACUGUAGACUAAUGAUGACAUGUUUCAUUCAGGCAACCAGUCUUAGGAGUUUGUAUAUAAACGGCUUUUGAAACGCGUAGUAGUGAAAUUCACACGGAAACCAUCCAUACACGAUUGGUUGAAUGAUCUUAGGGGUAGUGUUUUAAUCAGUGUAAAAUUCCCUGGUAAAUUGUCAUGUCCUUUUUUAUAUAUAUAUUCACAUCUAUAUCACUAAUUCUAACAUGGAAACCACUUUUCAAUAAGUACUUAUAGGAGUCCAUAACGCUGCAAUGCAACACCUGUGAUGUCCAGACAAGUUUCUGAGCAUUACACUGUACAGAAUAUCAUUGUCUUCGGCCUCUCAGGUUUCGUGUAUAUGUACUCUCUGACAUGUGGUUUUGGGAGAUAUGUAUACACACUUUACAUGCGUCACAAUGUUAUAUAUAUAAUGUAUAUGUAAUGUAGGGAAGGGAGACCCUAAGGCAAUUUUGAUAUUUGUCUUGUGUGAGUAUGAUUAAAAAUGCCUUUGAAAUAGAGAAGUAUACCUGUGGGUUGGUUAGCUAAAUGUGAUUAUUUUUCGUUGAAGUUAAAUGCCUGGUGGCAUGGAUGUUAACAAGAAGAGCGAAUCUUAAUAGAAAUGUCCAUCUCAUCAGAAGUAAAUCUGUUUCAUUUUUCUAUACUUAUAUCUAUCCAGGGGUUAGAUGACAAAUUAGAUACACAUAUAUCACAUUUGACUAAUUGUCAAAAAAGAGAGAAAGAGAAAGAGAGAGAGAGAUAGAGAGCGAUAAAUUAAAGUAAACUGAAGCUUUUAAAAGCAACCAAAUUACACUGAAAGGUGGUGAUUAAGGACUAAAUUCCAGUGAAAAUUAUUAGACGUGGCCUUUAUACCGCCUAUUUCAUUUCAUCUUAAACCAACAUCGCGCUAAACCUCAGGAAAGUUUUUUUUUUUUUUUUUACGAAAUCCAUAUAAAAGUGUACAAAAUUUGGAAAUUCUUUUGUUUUAUUUCCUAUUUUGCAGAUAAGGAAGCAACUGUAUGAAAAUCAGAUAUUAGAUAGAAUCUCGCUCUCCAUCUCGUGUUGUAAUGCUUUUUAUGUAUUCUAUGAUUAUUUGUAGUGGAAGAAACGAGAAGUGAAAGUAAGGAUGAUAUUUAGAUAAAAUAUUCCAUAUAGGGUUUUCGUCUCACAGCAUUUUAUAAGUAUUUUAUUUGUAUAAAAUGUAGUGCAAUUUUAGGUGUGUUGUAUGACGGUCAGCUCUUGUUCAUGUGUGUGUGCGUGUGUUCGUAUGUCUGUGCUUGAGAGCGAAUGCUUUUGUUUGAAGUCAAGGGCGAAUGAGGGAAUUUUGUAUGUUUUUUCCUGUCAAUAAAAAUUGUCUUUAAAAA